AUGUUCAAUCAAAGUACAGCAUUGGGAACCGGAACUCCAAGUUCUGCAAAUCCUAUGAAAGAUUUUGAAGUAGUUUCUCCUCCAGAUGAUUCAAUCUCUAGUUUAGCAUUUAGUCCGUCGUCAAUCCAAAAUAAUUUUUUGGUUGCCGGUUCUUGGGAUUGUAAUGUUAGAUGUUGGGAAGUUGAACAGACAGGAAAAACUGUCCCAAAAUCUAUGCAAACAAUGGGAGGUCCUGUAUUGGAUGUUUGCUGGCAUGAUGAUGGAACAAAGGUAUUCAUGGCUUCUUGUGACAAAAUGGUUAAGUGCUGGGAUCUAGGUUCAAAUCAAAGCGUUCAAGUAGCAGCUCAUGAUGCUCCAGUUAAAACUUGCCAUUGGAUUAAAGGAACUAAUUAUUCGUGUCUUAUGACUGGUUCUUGGGAUAAGACAUUGAAAUUUUGGGAUACGAGAAGUCCUAAUCCAAUGUUGGUUAUUAAUCUACCUGAAAGAUGUUAUUGUGCUGAUGUUGACUACCCGAUGGCUGUAGUUGGAACUGCAGGACGAGGUCUGAUAAUUUAUCAACUUGAAGGAACUCCUCAAGAAUUUAAACGGAUUGAAUCACCACUUAAAUAUCAACACCGUUGUGUCGCGAUCUUCAAAGACAAAAAGAAAGUUCCAAAUGGUUAUGCACUUGGAAGUGUAGAAGGACGCGUAGCUAUUCAGUACGUUAAUCCUGUCAAUCCAAAAGAUAAUUUUACAUUCAAGUGUCAUCGAUCAAAUGGAACACCAAAUGGCUACCAAGAUAUUUACGCUGUCAAUGAUAUUGCAUUCCAUCCAGUUCAUGGUACUCUCGCAACGGUGGGAAGUGAUGGAACAUUUAGCUUUUGGGACAAGGAUGCCAGGACUAAACUUAAGCCCUCUGAACCAAUGGAACAACCCAUCACAUGUUGCUGUUUUAAUCACAACGGCCAAAUAUUUGCCUACGCUGUAUCUUAUGAUUGGUCGAAAGGUCAUGAGUUUUAUAACCCAAUGAAAAAGAAUUAUAUUUUCCUCAGGUCAUGUUAUGAAGAGUUGAAACCACGAUCUACAUCAUAA
Messenger RNA from Cotesia congregata, 1071 nucleotides. The record is from the annotation of a GenBank genome assembly. NCBI's taxonomy places the organism in Eukaryota, Metazoa, Arthropoda, Insecta, Hymenoptera, Braconidae.